Molecule: messenger RNA, 3949 nt
Organism: Mustela erminea (ermine)
Lineage: Eukaryota; Metazoa; Chordata; Mammalia; Carnivora; Mustelidae
Gene: SLC25A12
Product: solute carrier family 25 member 12
Exons: 18
Coding region: 116-2152 (678 amino acids)
Biological process (GO): aspartate transmembrane transport; L-glutamate transmembrane transport; malate-aspartate shuttle
Molecular function (GO): calcium ion binding; L-aspartate transmembrane transporter activity; L-glutamate transmembrane transporter activity
Source: RefSeq, a predicted model, not a curated record
ACGCGCGCGGCGCCGGCGAGCGGGAGGGCGGGCGCGGCCGGGAAGGCGGCGCGCGCGCGCCCUGACAGCUCGGCCUUGCUCGCUCACUCGCUCGUCCCCGGCUUCCGAGCACAGCAUGGCGGUCAAGGUGCAAACAACCAAGCGAGGUGAUCCUCAUGAGUUAAGGAACAUAUUCCUACAGUAUGCCAGUACUGAGGUCGAUGGAGAACAUUACAUGACCCCAGAGGACUUUGUGCAGCGUUAUCUUGGACUGUAUAAUGAUCCAAAUAGCAAUCCGAAGAUUGUGCAGCUCUUGGCAGGAGUAGCUGAUCAAACCAAGGAUGGGUUGAUCUCCUAUCAAGAGUUCUUGGCAUUUGAAUCUGUUUUAUGUGCUCCAGAUUCUAUGUUCAUAGUGGCUUUCCAAUUGUUUGACAAGAGUGGAAAUGGAGAGGUGACAUUUGAAAAUGUCAAAGAAAUAUUUGGACAAACUAUUAUUCAUCAUCAUAUCCCUUUUAACUGGGACUGUGAAUUUAUCCGACUGCAUUUUGGGCAUAAUCGGAAGAAGCAUCUUAACUACACAGAAUUCACACAGUUUCUCCAGGAGCUACAACUGGAACAUGCAAGACAAGCCUUUGCGCUGAAAGACAAAAGCAAAAGUGGCAUGAUUUCCGGUUUGGAUUUCAGUGACAUCAUGGUUACCAUUCGGUCUCACAUGCUUACUCCCUUCGUGGAGGAGAACUUAGUUUCUGCAGCUGGAGGAAGUAUCUCACAUCAGGUCAGCUUCUCCUACUUCAAUGCAUUUAACUCCUUACUGAACAACAUGGAGCUUGUUCGUAAGAUUUACAGCACUCUAGCCGGCACAAGGAAAGAUGUUGAAGUCACAAAAGAGGAAUUUGCGCAGAGUGCCAUACGCUAUGGACAGGUCACUCCACUAGAAAUUGAUAUCCUCUACCAACUUGCAGACUUAUAUAAUGCUACAGGGCGCUUGACUUUGGCAGAUAUUGAGAGAAUAGCCCCGUUGGCUGAGGGGGCCUUACCUUACAACCUGGCAGAACUUCAGAGACAGCAAUCUCAUGGUUUAGGGAGGCCUGUCUGGCUCCAGAUUGCCGAGUCUGCUUAUAGAUUCACUCUGGGCUCAGUUGCUGGAGCUGUGGGAGCCACCGCAGUGUACCCUAUAGAUCUGGUGAAAACCCGCAUGCAAAACCAGCGCGGCACUGGCUCUGUGGUUGGAGAGCUGAUGUACAAAAACAGCUUUGACUGUUUUAAGAAAGUCUUGCGCUACGAGGGCUUCUUUGGACUCUACCGGGGUCUGAUACCACAGCUUAUAGGAGUUGCUCCGGAAAAGGCCAUUAAACUGACUGUCAAUGAUUUUGUCCGGGACAAAUUUACCAGAAGAGACGGGUCCAUUCCACUUUUAGCAGAAAUCCUUGCUGGAGGUUGUGCUGGCGGCUCUCAAGUCAUCUUUACUAAUCCACUGGAGAUAGUAAAGAUUCGCCUGCAGGUAGCUGGAGAGAUCACCACAGGACCCAGGGUCAGUGCCCUGAAUGUACUUCGGGACCUGGGGCUUUUUGGUCUGUAUAAGGGUGCCAAAGCGUGUUUCCUCCGAGACAUUCCCUUCUCUGCCAUCUAUUUUCCUGUUUAUGCUCACUGCAAACUGCUUCUGGCUGAUGAAGGUGGACACGUGGGAGGUGUGAAUCUCCUUGCAGCCGGAGCCAUGGCAGGUGUGCCUGCAGCUUCUCUGGUGACUCCCGCUGAUGUCAUCAAGACAAGACUGCAAGUGGCCGCCCGUGCAGGCCAGACGACAUACAGUGGCGUCAUUGACUGUUUCAGGAAGAUACUCCGGGAAGAGGGGCCCUCAGCAUUUUGGAAGGGGACUGCAGCUCGAGUGUUUCGAUCUUCUCCCCAGUUUGGUGUUACCUUGGUCACCUAUGAACUUCUCCAGCGGUGGUUUUACAUUGAUUUUGGAGGCCUCAAACCCUCCGGCUCAGAACCAACACCUAAGUCACGCAUCGCAGACCUUCCUCCUGCCAAUCCCGACCACAUCGGUGGAUACAGACUUGCCACAGCCACUUUCGCUGGCAUUGAAAACAAGUUUGGCCUUUAUCUCCCCAAAUUUAAAUCUCCUAGCGUUGCUGUAGUUCAGUCAAAGGCAGUGGCGGCGGCAGCUCAGUGAUGAGACAACUGUUGAGUGUGGCCAAAUGGUGCCCUGGAGAGAGAAGCCUAGAAGAGCAGCCCUGUAAUGUAUCCAGUCAGUUGCAUGGUGCUGACUGAGCUGAGGAGUCAGACUCUUCUUUCUAUAUGACAUAUACAUAUAUUUGUUUAUAAAGUAAUCAUUUGCCCAGGAAAAAGCAACAACGCAGUUUCGAGCUUUAGUGUUAAGUGUUGAAAUGUUUUCUAAGCCUUGGCAUGAAUUAGUGUUCUAGACUGCUUUGCACAGCUUGCACUUAUAGUGACUGUACAUAUUGUACAUCUUUGUACAGAGACAUCUUGGCACCUCAUCCCAACAAAUCACGUUUAUAGAAUGUACUGCGGUUCUAAGUGGCUUGAAAUGUACAGAAUGUUUUGAAAGUGUUUUAUUAAGAGUCACACAAAAAUAAAUGUAUUAAAAUUAAAUCCAUUCUCUUAUUGGUGACUUAUGGAAAUAAAGCAUCAAUAUUGGAUGUAUUUAAUUCCCACUUCAUUUUCCAUUCUGGAAUGAAAAGGUAUUUGCUGAUAGGAGGCAUAACACGACCAAGCGCUUACACCACUGAAUCAGAGAUCCUUUGGAAAAGAUGCAUGCUAGUGGAAGCCAGAGGACCAGGCUAAUGACUUGUGUGUGCUGAUGUGUUUCCAUUUGUAUUUAACAUGUGUGUAGAUUCUCCUGUGUUCAUCAGCCGAAAGGCAUUUCCUCGCUAGCUCCUCUCCUGUCGGUGUGCAUAUGGAACAGGGAUGUCUCCAGCACUACUGACUUAGUUUUGCUUUCCUCUGACACAGCAAGGCAAGGGCCUAGCUUUCAAGAUUAAAGGAUACUUGGGCAAUUUUUCUUCAUAUGGAUAUGAUUCCAAAAAGAUAAUAAAAUGCACACCAAAAUGUAUCCAUGUAGUUGGAUUUUCCUUCAUAAAUAGAGUGAUAGUGCUUUUUAUUUUGAUUCACUACCAGUUCCAAAUAACUCGUGAUCAGGUGUCCCUCUCUCCCACCUCUGUAGGAAAUUAUUUGAUUAGGAAAGGGUGAUGGGAAUGAGGGGAGGGAAGAAGAAAAUGAGAAGCUGUAUCUUGUGACUUUUAGUGGGGUCUAGGUUCUUCCUUAUGAAUCCAAAUCCAAACUACUUAUUCCAAAAGUCACUCGCCAAGGGUGUGAUUACUAAUUUAGAUCUAAACAUGCAUCUUGACAGCCACAGUUACAUUUUGCCAGGGUUGUGAUUUGAUGUGUACAUCAGAAUUUACUUUAGCAAAGUGCUUUGAGAAAACAUUCUUGCUAUUGCCAGUAAGCCAAGAUAUGAGAAUGUAUGCAAAUAUUUUCAAGGGGCAAACUUGGAGAUAGACCCAGUCACUUAGAAUCCUACGCGGCACUUAUCACUUGAUGGCUGACAGCCCUGUAACACAACCAGAAGCUCUCAGGCCUUCAAGGAACAGAAGACUUGCUUUGAAAGCAAGCUAUUUCCAAAUGUAUUCAGUUCUCAUUGGAAUGGAAUAAAUAGCAAUACAGUUGUUUCACUAUUACCACCUGUUAGAAAUAUGCAAGUAGUCCAUGGAUAUGUUCUUACAAAAGAUUCAUAGAAUAUCUGUGCAUAUAAUUGACCUUUGAACAACUUGGAGGCAGGGGACACCAACCCCCAGUAGAAAACUGGAGUGUAUUGACUCCCUGAAAAUUUAACUACUGAUAGCCUCCUCUUGACCAGAAUCCUUACCAAUAACAUAAGCAGUCACUUAACACAGAUUUUGUACGUGUAUUUUAUACCGUAUUUUUAUAAUAGAGUAAGCUAGAGAAAAAA